GGACUGCCACGGGAAGAAUCGUUUAAAUGUGCUGAUUAAAUAUGGCCAUGAAUACAUAAAAAAUAUGAAGUCAACGCAGAUGAAGGAUUUCAUAAUCCACGAACAUUACAACGGUCACACGAUGGCCAAUGACAUUGCUUUGGUGAUGGCGACUAGAGCCCUGCCUCUCGGAAACGUGGUUCGAAGGGUCAUAUUACUGAAUUCAGCGCCGAAACUUAAGCUGGCCUAUGUAGCGGGCUGGGGCGUAAUGAACUACCGCGACGAUGUGUCCCUCACGUUACUAGAGGCAGUUCAAGAGUUGCAGCCUGUGUCAGUAUGCAAGCUGAUGGGACCGCGGCUCAGGGGCACCUUCUGCGCGGGCGUCGUCACUGGCCCGGGGAACCCUGCUGAGGGCGACUCAGGCAGCGCGUUGGUAGGCAAGAAUCACGUACAAAUUGGACUGGUCUCCUACAAAGUUAGCCACUACAGCCUAGUGAUGUACACCAACGUAUCAUAUCACUUCUACUGGAUACGGAACAACGCUCAAAAACUGUACUGUCGAUAUAAUUUAAAGUAG
This is a messenger RNA of Ostrinia furnacalis (Asian corn borer), 556 nucleotides long. RefSeq names its product mast cell protease 1A-like. Gene Ontology annotation, biological process: proteolysis. Gene Ontology annotation, molecular function: serine-type endopeptidase activity. The transcript is spliced from 3 exons. NCBI's taxonomy places the organism in Eukaryota, Metazoa, Arthropoda, Insecta, Lepidoptera, Crambidae. The record is from RefSeq and is a predicted model, not a curated record. Bases 65 to 556 code for a protein of 163 amino acids.